This is a messenger RNA of Drosophila grimshawi, 1588 nucleotides long. Its product is annotated as nucleoside diphosphate-linked moiety X motif 19. NCBI's taxonomy places the organism in Eukaryota, Metazoa, Arthropoda, Insecta, Diptera, Drosophilidae. Gene Ontology annotation, molecular function: hydrolase activity, acting on acid anhydrides, in phosphorus-containing anhydrides. Bases 154 to 1269 code for a protein of 371 amino acids. The record is from RefSeq and is a predicted model, not a curated record. The transcript has 6 exons. Gene Ontology annotation, cellular component: mitochondrion.
CCACCUACCAAAAACACCUGAUUAUAGCUGCGCUUAUCUUUUUGAAAUCGAUUGCAAGAAUAAUCGCUGUUAUCGAUAUGAUGGCCUAUUAAAAGCGCAAUCAACUGGAAAUUGGCAAUAAAAGCAUACGACAAAUAAAUAGUAAUUCAUAUUAUGACACAAAGUGCAAUAAAUCCAAACAUUAGAUGGCGCACAUCGGCGAGUAUCAUUUUAGUAUCAACUGCAGCAGCUGGCGAGGAUUACAAUCUACUCAUGCUAAAGCGCAGCGAAGCCACCGCCAUUACCUCCAAUCAUAGUGUGUUUCCCGGCGGCCUGCUAGAUACAGAGGCAGAUGAAAACGUCGCUUGGUUGGAUUACUUUGAGCAGUUUGGUGUUUCUCAGGCGGCACUGCGACGCCUGGUACUGAUCGAUGAGCACAGACCGGCAAUAUUGGCGCCACAGGGCAACGGUUGCUAUGAUCGCUUCUUCAAGCGAUCCAAAAUUUGGGCACGUGAGAUAACACUACGGUUGACGGCUCUGCGUGAGUGCUUUGAGGAGGUAGGCAUUCUGCUCUGUCGCAGCCGCGAGCAGCUGGAACAGUUGGACGCAGUUGCUCUGACGGCACAGUUUCAGCAGCAGCAUCCCAACUUUGAUCGUGAGUCCUGGCAGCGACGAGUGCACAACAAGCCAAGUGAAUUCCUGCAUCUGUGCCGCGAGUUGCAAGUCGUUCCGGAUCUAUGGGCGUUGCACGAGUGGUCCGCGUGGGCCAGUCCAGCGAUUAUAAAAAAAGGCUAUGAAACCGUAUUUUACAUGGUCUUUGUGGACACACAACCCAGUCUGCUGGUGGAGCCAACUGAGGUCAAGGAGUGUCUGUGGCGCUCUCCCUUGGAACUGCUGCGUCUGUAUCUGCAUGGGGAACUUUGGUUCAUGCCACCACAAGUCUAUGAGCUGUUGCGACUGUUGUGCAUCAAGGAUUACCACAAGUUACUUGAAUUUGCUGCAGAUCGCAGCAAAUUGGGCACCACCAUGUUUCUGCCAGUUUGUUACAGCUGCAGCGAUGGCCUCAUUUUUGUUUUGCCAGGUGACGAUCUCUAUGUGCCUGAGCCACAAUUAUCCACAAAGGUCAUUGAGCUUGCGGACACCGUAGCAGAGCUUCGAGACCUCUCCAAAUGCGUCCAUCGUUACGAGAUUACCUCACAGGAUUCUUUUUAUAAAGUACUCUUGAAUUUCCCUGCUUUAAAUGGUCACUUGCCACCAAAAAGUUUGCCAGUCCAGCUGCACAAGCUUUAAGCAUCUAACAGCUAAAUGGUGACAAAUUUUGCAAUGAAAUUUGAUUGCUAUUAUAUUUGACUAUACAUAUUAUCUUCAACUUUGUUCAUUGAUAAAAAAGGGAUUAGAAAUUAAAUUUUGGGUUACGGAUCUGAGCGAGGCUAGUCAGAAUUAUAUAAAUAUUACAAUUAUUUGUUAAAUGUUGUUAAAAAUAAAUUUUACAAUCAUAUUUCUGCAAUUUAAUAAUUUGAAAGUUAUCUAUCUGCCAUUAUAAAUUAUACUUGGUUUCGUCUUCAACAAUAUUCAAGUCGAUAUAUGCAAUAAAUCUUUUCUGUGCGAA